GUGGCUUUGGCACAAACGGAACCGUUCCAUUUGUGGCAAUGUACACCUCCUAUUAUCCCGGCUCGCGCAACCUACCCAGCGGCAAGUCGGUAAACGGUGGACAGCAAGCUCAGUCGAUUGCGUACAGCCUGGACGAAGGCCUAACCUGGACAACAUACGAUGCCGCCAACCCCGUUAUCCUCAACCCGCCAGCACCCUACGCGGACCAGUGGCGUGAAUUCCGAGACCCGUUCGUAUUCUGGCACGAGCCGACCAAGAAAUGGGUCUCCGUCAUCGCACUAGCCCAACUCCACAAGCUGCUCAUCUACACCUCACCCAACCUGAAGGAGUGGACCUACACCAGCGAGUUCGGCCCAAUGAACGCAGUCGGGGGUGUCUGGGAGUGUCCUGGCAUCUUCCCGCUUGCCCUCGACGGAAACGAAGGCGAGACCAAGUGGGUCGCACAGAUUGGACUCAAUCCUAGCGGACCACCUGGAGUUGUUGGCUCGGGAACGCAAUACAUGGUCGGCAACUUCAAUGGCACGGCAUUCGUUGCGGACCCCGACACUCCACCUCCGUCUCCCACCUCCACGUCAUCGUUUCAAGACUUCGAAGGAACUGGCGAUUUUGCGUCUCGCGGCUGGGUUGCCACAGGGGGGUUGGUCGGGGCUGCACCGGCUCAGGGGACACUUUCCGGACAGCAAACCGUCUCUGGAUAUACCGGCGAUCACCUCGUGAACACUUUCUUGAACGGAGACUCUACCACCGGUACCCUCACCUCGCCGCCUUUCGACAUCACGAAGAAGCGGAUCAACUUCCUCAUCGGCGGCGGGAACGCCCCAGGUGUGCAAUGUAUCAACCUCAAGGUCGGCGGUCAGGUUGUCCGCACCGCCACGGGCAGUGAUAGCGAACAGCUCCUGCCAAAGAGCUGGGACGUUGCAUCUCUCAUUGGCCAGAGCGCCGUCAUCGAAAUCGCCGACCUCAGUACAACUGGCUGGGGACAUAUCUUGGUGGAUGACAUCUCCUUCUCGGACGUGUCGGAUGAGCCGCGAGGAACCAACUGGAUGGACUGGGGCCCUGACUACUAUGCUGCGGCAGCAUUCAAUGGGCUUCCAUCUGAGGACCGCACCAACAUUGCCUGGAUGAACAACUGGCAAUAUGCGGCCAAUAUCCCUACCUCUCCCUGGCGCAGCAUGUUGUCCAUCCCUCGGAAACUGUCACUCAAGUCCAUCAACGGAUGGGCAACACUCAUCCAGCAACCUGUUGCGAACUGGGCCGCUCUGCAAACGGGAACGUAUUCCAAGGCUCUGGACACCGUGGAUGAAGGAAACCAACCCAUCCCGCUCUCUGGGAAGUCCCUCGACAUCAUAAUGACAUUUUCUGACCGGGACGCGGCGUCCUCGUCUCAGUUCGGCCUCCUUCUCAGAUCAACCUCGGACAUGGCACAGCAGACACGGAUCGGGUACGACUUCGGCACAAAGAGGAUGUUUGUUGAUCGAUCCAAGUCUGGAAAUGUCGGCUUUGACGGGACAUUUGCCAAUACUUACUACGCGCCGCUGGCCCCUGGCAGUGACGGCAAGGUCAAUAUGCGCGUCCUUCUCGAUUCCUCUUCGGUUGAAAUCUUUGGCGGCGAAGGCGAGGUCACCUUGUCGGCGCAGAUCUUUCCCCAGGACACAGGAAUCGACGUCCGGGUUUUCUCAACUGGGGGAAGUACCAAGGGGGUCACGAUUGAUGCAAAGAUACUGGGCUCCUCCGCUUUCGGUCCGCCCACCCCCGGCACGAACAGCACGGGCACCGACCGCGCCAGCUCGACGAGUACCACUACUUUCAGCUCGACAAGCACCACCCUCAGCACGGUAGUAAGGACGACGGAAGGCCCGACCGCCACAAACACAACCACCACCGUUCGCCCUUCGGCCACUGUUCCCGUCGACUUCCGCCCCGUUUUCCACUUCGUGCCAGAGCGGAAUUGGAUGAAUGAACCCAACGGGCUAAUCAAAAUCGGCUCGACAUGGCAGCUAUUCUUCCAGCAUAAUCCCACCGGAAACUUCUGGGGGAACCUCAGCUGGGGCCAUGCAACCAGCACUGAUUUGGUAUCCUGGACUCACAAGCCGGUUGCCAUCUCCAGUGCCGAUGGCAUCCAAGCAUUCACCGGGACCGCGUAUUUGGACGCAGAGAAUCUUUCGGGGCUCGGAUCGUCAUCAAACCCACCAUACCUCGCCUUCUAUACCGGCUACUUCCCCGACACGGGGGUGCAGGACCAGCGGCUGGCAUACAGUCUCGACCAGGGCGUCACAUGGAUCAAAUACGCGGGCAAUCCGAUCAUCUCGAAGACCCAAGAAGAGCCCCAUGACAGCACCAAAGGUCUGGAGACCCGGGAUCCGAAAGUCUUCUACCACGCUCCCUCGAGCAAAUGGGUCAUGAUCCUUGCACACGGCGGCCAGAACAAAGUCACUUUCUGGACAUCGAGCGACGCCCUGGCAUGGACCUGGAGAAGCGACUUCAACGCCAGCCACGUCCCCAACCUGCCCGGCGGAAUCAAGGGGUGGGAGGUGCCCGACUUUUUCGAGCUCCCCGUCAAGGGAACAAGCCAAAAGAAAUGGGUCAUGAUCAUCACCCCCGCCACGGGCUCCCCCGCCGGCGGCAACGGCGUCUUCGCACUGACGGGCUCGUUCGACGGCGCCGUCUUCACCGCGGACCCCGUCGACCCCGCCGCCUUCUGGCUCGACCACGGCCGCGACUUCGACGGCGCGCUCAUGUGGGAGAACGUGCCCGGCCCGGACGGCCGCCGGAUCCUCGCGUCCGUCAUGAACAGCUACGGCGGCCACCCGCCGACCGACACCUGGAAGGGCAUGCUCUCCUUCCCCCGCACGCUGGAGCUCCGGCAGCGCGACGACGGCAAGCUGCAGUUCCUGCAGAUGCCGGUGCACGAGCUCGACACGUACCGGUGGCCCGUCGCCAACGUCACGGAUCAGACCGUCGCCCCGGGACAGUCCCUGCUUUCCGACGUCCGCGGCCGGACGCUCGACAUCCAAAUGGCCUUCACCCCGUCCCCCGGCUCCACGCUGUCUCUCGCCGUCCGCAAGGCGGGCUCUCAGCAGACGGUCAUCAGAUAUGUGCAGAGCUCGAAACAGCUCUCGGUUGAUCGCAAUGCUAGUGGGAAUAUUUCGUACGACUCCGCAGCGGGCGGUGUCCACACCGCGACUGUGCAGGCUGGUGCGAACGGGGAGGUGCAACUGCGUGUCCUGGUGGAUGUGUGCUCUCUGGAGGUCUUUGGGGGGCAAGGGGAGGCGGUCAUUUCGAACUUGAUCUUCCCUGAUGUGUCGGCUGACGGUGUGUCUGUGGAGGUGUCUGGGGGAAGUGUGACUUUGAGGUCGGUAGAGGUGUGGGAGGUCCUUCUUUGAGCUGGGUUGUACUGGCUCGACUGGGCAACAUGUUUAUGUCGAUCGGGUGUCUGUAGAAACACGGUCUCUACCAUGUAACUAUUUUCCUUCGUUUCUUACCUCGGUAGUCAUAGCUUUCGUACCCAAGUAUCCAAAGAACGCUCGACAGCUCCCGGGUUGGCUGAACCUGCCCACUCAACCAGGACUUGAUGGCCUUCCUUCCCCCUCGUAACAUUGUGAACUGAGGUGCGGGGUUACGUUGGCGGCUCCAACGGCUUUUUGUGUAGGCCCGUCUUGAUUUCGCUGUUGGAUUUUGGAGCGUAG
Chaetomium fimeti is the source of this 3686-nucleotide messenger RNA. RefSeq names its product glycosyl hydrolase. Bases 39 to 3383 code for a protein of 1114 amino acids. Gene Ontology annotation, molecular function: sucrose alpha-glucosidase activity. NCBI's taxonomy places the organism in Eukaryota, Fungi, Ascomycota, Sordariomycetes, Sordariales, Chaetomiaceae. Gene Ontology annotation, biological process: sucrose catabolic process. Gene Ontology annotation, cellular component: cytoplasm. The transcript has 2 exons. The record is from RefSeq and is a predicted model, not a curated record.